This is a messenger RNA of Argentina anserina (silverweed cinquefoil), 762 nucleotides long. RefSeq lists its product as uncharacterized. The transcript has 5 exons. NCBI's taxonomy places the organism in Eukaryota, Viridiplantae, Streptophyta, Magnoliopsida, Rosales, Rosaceae. Gene Ontology annotation, molecular function: phosphoprotein phosphatase activity. The coding region runs from base 1 to 762 and encodes 253 amino acids. The record is from RefSeq and is a predicted model, not a curated record.
AUGGCAGAAAAGUUAAAAAACAAAAUUCUAUCUUCAGAUCACGGUGGCUACAGUGACAAUGAUUCUCAAGAUAACAGAAACACAUUGGAUCAUGAUCAGUUGGAUCUCCCUCUUGAGAAACUGAGCCUUGGUCCAAGAAAGAAGCUUCUUGUUCUUGGUCUUGGUGGGCUGCUCUGCCAUAGGGUCUACCGCUAUGGCAUAUCUAACAUACCAAGAUCUCGACGUGUAGAUGCAUCGUUCAAGACCUUGGAGAAGAAAGACAAACCACUGUAUCUGAAGGAUUUGAAAAAACUCUGGAACAAGGAUUCUAGAGCCAGACUUCCAAUGGGAAAAUAUUCAAAAUCAAAUACCUUGCUGAUAGAUAAUGACCCUUACAAGGCUCUGUUAAACCCUCCAAACACAGCUAUUUUUCCUACUGAAUACAAGGUUGACCAUAUUACUGACAGUUAUUUGGGUCCUGAGGGUGAGUUGCGGCUUUACUUGGGGCGACUUGCUGGUGCAGCUGAUGUUACUGCUUAUGUGAAAGAACAUCCAUUUGGACAGCCUGCAAUAAAUGCUUCUCAUUCUGAUUGGAGUUACUAUUCGAGGACUCCAAAUGUUGUUAUAGAGAUUAAUUAUACUGAGGCUGUUGGAGAAGCAAAGGUUAGAGACCCUGCUCUACUCAAUGGAGCACCAAUUGAAGACAUUCAGCCUGCCAUGCAGUGCCUGCAACAGAAAUCCAUAAGCUAUACACCAAGAGAUUCCGAGGCAUUUGUGGACUAG